Aspergillus sclerotioniger CBS 115572 is the source of this 546-nucleotide messenger RNA. RefSeq lists its product as uncharacterized. The coding region runs from base 1 to 546 and encodes 181 amino acids. The record is from RefSeq and is a predicted model, not a curated record. The transcript has a single exon. Lineage: Eukaryota; Fungi; Ascomycota; Eurotiomycetes; Eurotiales; Aspergillaceae.
AUGAACAUCCCCUCCCCUCCCUUCCACCCCCUCCAAUUCAUCCCCCCCACCCAAGAACCCACCAUCCUAACCCACCCAAUCACCCACCUCCUCAUAACCGCCCACGAACCCCUCCCCCGCGGCGGCAACCACUGGUGCAUCUACCUCAGCACCACCACGCCCACCACCUCCAUACAAAUCGACAUGACACCUUCCUACACCGUCCCAGGAACCACCAACCCCACCGGCAGCAAAGGCAUCAUGAUCAUCAGCACCCAACCCUACACCACACCUCCGCGCGCAACAAAAGCCUUCCGAAUCGAUAUCCACCCGGGAUAUAAAGUCAAAGACUUGGUGGACUUGUUGACCAGUGAAGGGAGACAUCAAUAUGAGUUUACUUCUGAGGGCGAGGGGUGUAGGUUCUGGGUGGAUCAGGUGGUCGAGUUGAUUGCGGAGAAAGGGUGGGUGGUUGAUGAUAAGCAGGUGGGGGAUGCUAGGGAGGGGAUUUUGAUCAAGUGGCCGGCUGGUGGGAGGUAUGGGCUUGUGGUGGGGAGGUAUUAUGAUUGA